ACUCUUUCCAUACAACCAACGGAAAUCAAGAAAUAAAACUGAAAGCUAAAGUGUUUCCACCAUUUGUCUGUGAAACAUGUUAGAACAAUGGACUUUAAGGACAUUGUUGCAGUUUUAUUCCUUUGCAGCCUCAUUAUUUUUACCUUUAAAGACUGCAGUGCAUGUGACUACAACGCUGAAGAAGGUGAUUCUCUCACCAUUCCACUGCAGUUUCAAUCAUUUGACAAGAAUCAUUACUUAAGGUGGGUCCAUAACUCUAUGAUUCUGUAUAAGAGGACAAAGGAAAAAACAUACGGACGUGGAAAUGUGACAAAGGACGGAUCUCUGCUGCUUUAUAAUGUAAGCUCAGAAAGUAAAGGUGAAUACAGAGCUGAGGUAUAUGAAAUGGAUGGACGUCAAAUAAUGUCACAGUCAGUGAUCCUCUGUGUUUACGCAAAGGUUCCAAAGCCAACAGUCAAUGUCACUUGUCAUAACAAGGUGGCUACCUUCAGCUGUGAUGUUGAAGACAACACAGGCCUGUCCUUCAGCUGGUACCUGAAUGAAAAUGAUAUGGAUCAAAAUGAACAAACCUUCUCUUUAAAAGUGGAGGACGUUGAGAACUACAUUCAGUGUGCUGUGAACAAUCAAGUUGACAGUAAAAUAAGUGAUGUUGUCUUAGUACACUGUCCAGAUCCUGCUGAAUGGAUCGGGUUAGCCAUCCUAGUGUUGGUAGGAGCUCUUUCAGUGAUGAUGAUGAUUAUACUGGUGAUUUGUGUCUGCCAGUGCUGUAAACUAAAGAAACACUUGCAAUAUGAAGAGAACUUCAGCCUUCACAGACUACAAACUGGCUACUGGAGUGAAGCUUCUGAUUCUGAUUCAUUUUCAGAAUCAGUCCUGUGAUGUUAAGUAAAGAUGUAAAUAUUAUAUUAUUACCUUAUGUAAUAAUACCAUGUCCCAUAUGUAUUGUAUAUAUGUAAGCACCUGUAUGUAAAAAAAUUAUGUUUCGCAUGUGCGAAACUUUAACACUAAAUGUGAAAAAGAGUUAUUUAAAAGCAGAUGCACAACAAGAAUGCCCAUCAGAAUCUAAGACAGUUUGGAUAUAUCAUCUUCUGUUGAUGUACAUCAUCUUCUGUCUCACUAUUUUGUCAUGAGUAACCAUGUAAUCUGGUUCACUACUGUAGCAAUACUGCUCUCUAGUGGUGAAGAGACAACAUCACAAUGCAGGCUAACUUUGCUUAUCCAUAAACAAAUAAAGAAAUGUUAUUUUCUAGUUAGUGAUCAAAAACCACAGUUAGCAAAAAUGGAUGUACCACUUCCAGAGAGAGCCAUCAAUACCCAAAUGCUGAUAGUAUUGAUGUAACCCAUUAGGUGGGAAAGAAGAGGACUCACAGAGUCAAGUUGAGUUUCUUGAGAAGUAAGGCCAGUGCAUUGUAUAUGGAUGUAUACGCAAUUAAUGGUUUGUACUAACCAUAAAACAUUACAUAAUUUCAUUUUGUGAGUGCACCUUUCUGUUUCUCAUUGAUCCAAACUGGGUAACCUGCCAUAUUCCAUAUUCCAAUAUUUCUAAAAAAAUAUAUUGGGAGAAUUUGGUUGGUAUACA
Molecule: messenger RNA, 1579 nt
Organism: Colossoma macropomum (tambaqui)
Lineage: Eukaryota; Metazoa; Chordata; Actinopteri; Characiformes; Serrasalmidae
Product: carcinoembryonic antigen-related cell adhesion molecule 21-like
Exons: 2
Coding region: 88-879 (263 amino acids)
Source: RefSeq, a predicted model, not a curated record